AAAAGCAGAGGAAUUUAGAAUUUAAUGAAAAAAGCAGCGAAAAAGAGAGAGAGAGAAGAAGAAGAAGAGAAAAAAGAAUUAGAUGCAUCGCGUUAAGUAGGGCGGGCAGUGGCCAUACACACAUGAGAUACUUCCGACUUUCCAGUAUCUGCCAAACCGAAACAAUACAAAAUUUAGAGAGAGAGAGAGGGAAACUUAAGAGAGGUUGCUGGUUUUCCAGUUCCGAUCUCAGCAUUGAAGUUAGCGAGCAGCAGCUGUAUGUGAAUGGAGGAUUUGACGUCUUCUUCCGAUGAACUGAAGAAGAAGGAUUUGGAGCAUGAGAAGAAGAACAACAACAACAAGAAAGGGGCGUUGGGUUGGGUUGAAUGGUUGAGAGGUUGGAUGUACGUCAUUCAUGAGAUGCUAUUUCAAAGAAUCCUGGCCAGCCAUCUGCAGAAUCCUAUGCCUCUUCCUCCGGUUAACGACCUUACUUGCAUUGUCACCGGAUCCACCAGCGGUAUUGGCCGCGAGAUUGCCAGGCAACUGGCAGAAUCAGGGGCACAUGUUGUCAUGGCAGUCAGGAACCCAAAGGCUGCUCUCGACUUGAUUCAGAAGUGGCAAAAUGAUUGGUCUGGCAUGGGCCUUCCUCUCAAUAUUGAGGUAAUGGAACUUGAUCUUCUAUCUCUGGAUUCUGUCGUGAGAUUUGCUGAAGCUUAUAAUGCUCGUAUGGGACCUUUACAUGUUCUUAUCAAUAAUGCAGGAAUAUUUUCCAUAGGAGAGCCACAAAAAUUUUCUAAAGAUGGUUUUGAAGAGCACCUGCAAGUGAAUCAUUUGGCACCUGCAUUGCUUUCAAUAUUACUCUUGCCAUCCCUUAUCAGAGGUUCCCCAAGCCGAGUAAUUAAUGUGAACUCCGUUAUGCACUAUGUUGGCUUUGUUGACACGGAAGACAUGAAUAUUGUUUCAUCGAAAAGGAAAUUCACAAGCUUGGUUGGAUACUCAAGCAGUAAGCUGGCACAGGUUAUGUUUAGCAGUGUUCUUCAUAAGAAGCUGCCUGUCGAAUCUGGCAUCAAUGUUGUGUGUGUAUCACCCGGGAUUGUUCAUACAAAUGUGGCAAGGGACCUUUCAAAAUUUGUUCAAGCUGCUUAUGGCCUAAUUCCUUAUUUUAUCUUUAGUCCUCAAGAAGGUUCUAGAAGUACUCUCUUUGCUGCUACUGAUCCUCAAGUUCCAGAGUACUGCGAACUACUUAAAGCAGAUAACUGGCCUGUUUGUGCGUUUCUUUCCCAAGAGUGUCGUCCAACAAAUCCUUCAGAAGAGGCACACAACGUUGAGACUUCUUACCAACUCUGGGAGAAAACAUUGGAGAUGGUUGGUUUGCCUUCAGAUGUCGUAGAGAGGCUAUUAGAAGGGGAACAAGUGGCUUGUCACUACGGAGCUGAAUCGGCCGACUAAUGCAUUUGAUAGACGGCGAUAUUUUUGGGACACGAAUUGGUCAUCAAAUCAUACAUCAUAACAAACAGAAAUGAAGAUUUUGUCGUAUUAUUCGGUUCAAUUGCUAUUAACCUCUUUGGUUCGUCAGAAAGAUUUACAGAGGAAUUGGGUUUUCCGCCCAUUUGUAUAUUACGGCGCUUUUGUGGACGUCCCAUUGUGUUAUUAAUUAAGUACAAGUGAAAACUGGUACUUGACCGGCACCCCAUAAUCCGGGCUGUUAUCAACUAUAUAAUAGUAGAUGAAGUAACAAUGACAUCAAUGAUGCCCUUUUUGUUUUCAAGUUCUCUUGUCUAAUGUGAAAUAGCAGCAUCGCAAGGCAA
Molecule: messenger RNA, 1787 nt
Organism: Benincasa hispida (wax gourd)
Lineage: Eukaryota; Viridiplantae; Streptophyta; Magnoliopsida; Cucurbitales; Cucurbitaceae
Product: dehydrogenase/reductase SDR family member FEY-like
Source: RefSeq, a predicted model, not a curated record